Balaenoptera ricei (Rice's whale) is the source of this 3522-nucleotide messenger RNA. RefSeq names its product protein O-glucosyltransferase 3 (gene POGLUT3). The transcript is spliced from 8 exons. The record is from RefSeq and is a predicted model, not a curated record. Gene Ontology annotation, cellular component: endomembrane system. Lineage: Eukaryota; Metazoa; Chordata; Mammalia; Artiodactyla; Balaenopteridae. Gene Ontology annotation, molecular function: glucosyltransferase activity; protein binding. The coding region runs from base 119 to 1645 and encodes 508 amino acids.
GGAGGCGGGGCGGCGGGCGGUGGCGCGCAGCCCCACCUGGGGUGGGCCCAGCUCAGGCCCGCCGCGCCCCCGUCCCCUCCCCGCCGCUGCCGAGCUGGACCGCAGCGGCCCGGAGAACAUGCGCCGCCUCCCGCUGGUUCCGCUGCUACCGCUGCAGCUCGCCCUGCUCGUGGCCGCGGGGGCCCCCGAGGCUCCGGUCAGCGCGCCGCGGAGCCUGGUGUGGGGGCCCGGGCUGCGGGCGGGCGUCGUUUUGCCCGUCCGCUAUUUCUACCUGCAGGCCGUCAACUCGGAGGGCCAAAACCUCACUCGCUCGCCCCCAGGCCAAACACUAUUCAAAGUAGUAAUCAAAUCUCUCUCACCUAAAGAGUUAGUUCGGAUUCACGUCCCUAAACCUUUGGACAGGAAUGAUGGGACAUUUUUGAUGCGAUAUAGGAUGUAUGAAACUGUCAGUGAAGGGCUGAAGAUAGAGGUCCUUUAUGGUGAUGAACAUGUCGCUCAGUCUCCCUAUAUUUUGAAAGGACCAGUGUACCAUGAGUACUGUGAGUGUCCAGAAGAGGAUCCUCAGACCUGGCAGAAAACUCUGUCUUGUCCAGCCAAGGAACCACAGAUUGCAAAAGAUUUUGCUUCUUUCCCCAGCAUCAAUCUCCAGCAGAUGCUAAACGAAGUUCCAGAAAGGUUUGGGGAUGAGAGGGGUGCUAUUGUUCAUUACACGAUUCUCAGUAACCUCAUCUACCGGAGAUCUUUAGGGAAAUACACAGACUUUAAAAUGUUCUCAGAUGAGAUUUUGCUGUCACUGGCAAGAAAGGUCCUUCUCCCAGAUUUAGAAUUUUAUGUUAAUCUUGGAGAUUGGCCCUUGGAGCAUCGAAAAGUCAAUGAAACCCCUGGCCCUUUACCUAUCAUUUCAUGGUGUGGCUCUCUGGAUUCACGAGAUGUUAUCCUUCCAACAUAUGACAUCACCCACUCCACACUUGAAGCUAUGAGGGGUGUUACAAAUGAUCUCCUCUCUAUUCAGGGAAAUACAGGACCUUCCUGGAUCAAUAAAACAGAGAAAGCUUUCUUUAGAGGUAGAGAUAGCCGAGAGGAGAGGCUCCAGUUGGUGCAGCUGUCCAAAGAUAAUCCACAGCUACUAGAUGCAGGAAUUACAGGAUAUUUCUUCUUCCAAGAAAAAGAAAAGGAGCUUGGAAAAGCUAAAUUGAUAGGUUUCUUUGACUUCUUUAAGUACAAGUAUCAAGUGAAUGUGGACGGGACUGUGGCUGCUUAUAGAUAUCCAUACCUCAUGCUUGGUGACAGUUUGGUUCUGAAGCAGGACUCACCAUAUUAUGAACAUUUCUAUAUGGCACUAAAGCCUUGGAAACAUUAUGUUCCAAUUAAAAGAAAUCUUAGUGAUCUACUAGAGAAAGUUGAAUGGGCCAAGGAAAAUGAUGAAGAAGCCAAGAAGAUUGCAAAAGAAGGGCAGUUGACUGCUAGGGAUCUGCUACAGCCACACAGGCUUUACUGCUACUAUUACAGAGUACUACAGAAUUACGCUGAGCGCCAGACCAGCAAACCCGAAAUACGUGAUGGAAUGGAACUUGUUCCUCAGCCGGAUGACAGUGCAUCUAUCUGCCAGUGCUACAGGAAAAGGCCUUUAAGAGAAGAGCUUUAAGUCAGCCCAUAUUCACACUCCUGUAAUAUGCCGGCAACGUCUUUCAUGGCAGCAUUCAGAUGGAAUCUAAGCUGUGAAGACUGUGAAGACAGCCUGGAAGACUGUAUGCCAGGGACUGCUUCUCUUGGUGGCUUCAUAUAAUGUGGAUGGAUAGAGCAAUAUUAGAGCAAGUAUUACCAAAUAUCUUAGGAUAUUAAUAUCUUUUGAGUAAACACUGCUAUUAUCAGCAUCAUAGUUUCUCUGAAAAGAAAACCUGGGGAUCCUAGUAGAUAGAGAGGCUUGCCAAAAUACAAAUAACUCUCUAUGAAACUAUUUACAUUGUAUUUAUUGGUUUGUUUCUAUCCCUUGUUCACUUUCCCUCUUCCCCUUCCAAUGAUGAAGAAAAAAUAUUUUUGCAGGGCUUUUUUUACCCCCUCACUGCAUAACUUCUCCUCCUACAAGCUGCUUUUGGCAUUCAGUAAUAGCAAGUUUCCUCUUGGAAGGACUGAUAUGAAUAAUUAAGGAAGAUGAGAAUGACUCUGUUAUUAAAGGUAGCUUGGAGACUAUGAAGGGAAAUUAUUUUAAAGCUCAUUCAUAUCUUUUUAACUAAGUUUUACCACGGCCUGAGACAAAAUUAAGGAGAGGUAGUGCCUUAAGCUAGUUAAUUCCCAGUCUAUCUGAGUUGGACACCCAUCAAGGACAACACAGUUAUUAAAGUAGAUGAGAGCAUCCUAUUGGUAUCUUCAUUAUCUAUAUAUUGAAUAGAUAAAUGAUAACUGUAGUCAGAUAGGGAUCUUUAAUUCUUUUUAAUCUUUAAAAGGGAUGCUUGAAAUACCUCUGCAACAAGCUGCAGGAAGCCUGGUAUCUUGGGAUUCACUAAUAAGCUAAUGACAAAAGCAAGCAUCCAUUCUUCACUGCACCCCUCCUCUAUUUCACUGUGCUGUAUUGCUAAGAUAAAAACUUUGGAAAUUUCCUUUGCCUUUUAGGACAGGGUGAAGUCUUAAGACCCAGAAAUUCAUUACACACUCCUUGUAAUACCACCAAUAUGAGAUUCAGUUCAUUAAGAACACACUCCCAAAACAAGAAAUAACCACACUCCAAUUUAAAAAUAUUUACUCUCCUAAUUGAAAUACUUAACCUGGAAAACAAUGUAACCACUUUAAAAUAGUCAUAUCUAUUCUUUACUGAACAUCACUAGGGACACAGAAUUUUUUUAACUAGACAAAAGCAAAAGCACAUUUAGUAACAGUGUAAUCAAAGCCAAGUAUCCAUGGAAAACACUAAUACCCACCAGUUGUUCAAAAGCACAAGUGCACAAGUAUAAAAUAAAGGGCAAGCUGUACCACAGUUUACCUUAGGAUCCAGAUCCUAAGGAGGAGAGGGGUGUGAGGAUAUGUAAGUUAAUAUAAUAACUACAUUUGUCAAAAUAAGCUAUCAACAUUCUGUUUUUAUUAAUAAAAUGUUGGAAACACCUUAAAUAGCCAUCAUGAGGGAGCUAGCUAAAUAUAUAGCUAUAUAUCAAGGAAUACAGUACAACCAUUAAAAAGAAUGAACUAGCUCUAAAUGCACUAUCAUGAAAGAUUUCCAUGACAGUGUUCAGUGAAAAAAGCAAGUUACAGAACAACACAUAUAAUGUGAAAACAUUUAUGUAAAAAAAUAUAUCCACGUGGUUGAAAGUUUAGAAGGAUAUUCACCAAUAUCUGAGGAAAAUGGAGAGAAGGGAAUUUUUACUUUUUGCCUUAUACCUGUCUAUGAUAUUUAAAAUGUUUUUACUGUAAGUAUGAAUCAGAUUGGACGAUAAAGAAAAAUACAAACCUAGGAAAACAAAAUAAAUGCACAAAAGAUAUACAUAGUAAAAUAAAAUGUAUAUUUAUAUUUUCCAUUAUGCUAUUUUUAAA